AUCCGGUUAAACCGGAAGUAUACAUUUGGCUUUCCCGGUUGGACAAAGAUCUCUUCUUUCACUCUAAUUUAAAUUUCUAUCAACCAGGCACAAUUGAAAAAUAACCUAUAUUAUGUUAGCGCAAAUACUGUACUCCUCUUUUCGUUUUAGCUAUAAAAUGGUAUUUAUUUUUGCUUCACCAUGGUGAUACUUUAUUAUUGGAAAAGAGAGGUUUGUUUAUAAGCGCUCCGCUGGCUAGCGAGCUUGUUAGCACGGAAGCCAAGAAGGCAGCCACCUGUCAGCAAGCUACCUAUUAGCUUUGUUAAUGGCCACAAACUAGAUCCUCACACCAAAACACCGCUAUUCACCUAAAUGCCCGAGCACGGACCAAGGAUGAAUGGGUUUUCUCUGAGUGAACUAUGUUGGCUAUUCUGUUGUCCGCCUUGUCCCAGUCGCAUCGCGGCCAAACUGGCCUUCCUCCCCCCAGAGCCGACGUACUCCGUGCAAACGGAUGCAAACGGCGCUACGAGCUUACAUUUAACCGAGCGAGCGGACUGGCAGUACUCCCAGCGGGAACUGGACGUGGUGGAGGUGUUUAGCACCAGGAGCAGCAGGGGCAACCGGGUGGGCUGCGUGUUUGUGCGCAGUGCUCCGAACAGCCGCUACACGCUCCUCUUCUCCCACGGAAACGCCGUCGAUUUGGGACAGAUGUGCAGUUUUUACAUCGGCUUGGGCUCCAGGAUCAACUGUAACGUCUUUUCCUACGACUACUCGGGCUAUGGAGUCAGCAGUGGAAAACCCUCCGAGAGCAACCUGUAUGCCGACAUCGAGGCGGCCUGGCAGGUCUUGACCAACAAAUACAGAGUACCACCUGAGAACAUCAUCCUGUAUGGUCAGAGCAUUGGCACUGUGCCCACCAUUGAUUUGGCUUCCCGUCAUGAAUGUGCAGCCGUCAUCCUGCACUCUCCACUCAUGUCGGGACUGCGAGUGGCUUUCCCUGCCACACGUAAAACCUACUGUUUUGAUGCUUUCCCCAGUAUUGACAAGGUGUCCAAGGUGACAUCUCCAGUGCUGGUGAUCCAUGGCACAGAGGAUGAAGUGAUUGACUUCUCACACGGCUUAGCCAUGUACGAGCGCUGCCCCCGUGCUGUGGAGCCCCUCUGGGUGGAGGGAGCGGGCCACAAUGACAUAGAACUCUAUGCACAGUACCUGGAGAGGCUGAAACGCUUCAUUUCCUUUGAGCUUCCCACAUCCUGAGUGGGAUCAGCGGUGCCAGGCCAGGGUUCAAGUCAACAGCCUUCUCUUUACCUGCCUUCAAUUUCACGUCUUAGCACGGACAAAGAUGCAGUCAGCAGAUCUCUGAACUUGGAGACACUUGGGGGCGGUAAUAGAAAGAUGUCCUGGAAGAGGAGGUCAAGGUUCAAACCAGGCCAGGUCAGGCGUCGUGCUCAGACGUGCAAUGUCAGCAAAACCUUGCUGGUGCUUGUACAUGUGGACCCAAUUUGAGGAGCAGCCCGUGUCUUCACGGCAGCUGCUUCUCAAUCCAAAGUCAUUCCUCAAGUUCCUUCCCUUUGUCCUCAUGCUGCUCAUCUGUUUUAUGUCUUCUUGUCAUCUGCUUCUUCUUCUCGGCAGCGGCAGACAUGGUUUAUUUUUAUAUUCUUUUUUACUCACACGAGAACAAUCCAUUUGUUUCAAUUUUGUACUAUUCAGGGUUAAUCACACUAACUCACUUGAACUGUGCAUCUACUUUCAGGUGUUCAUUUCCUCUACGUCAGUGCAGUUUUAUCUUUGAACAUUCCCAGAUUGUUUUUGUUUUUUGAGAAGAUUCCAUCAAAGUGAUCCCACCUCAUAUCACAACUUUACAGCUGGGAUUUGUGUAGCACUAACUGCUCGUCUUUGUUCCCAUGAGACUGUUAUUAGCUUUGAAGUGUGGAAGCGUACCUCAACUAAACCAGCAAUUUCAGGGCUAAUCAUUGGUCAACUAGUGCGCUCUUGGCAGCACAAAAAAAUGUAUUCUUUAGUGGGAAUAACACCAGCACAUGUAUUGCUUGUCCUGCUGAAAAGACCAGGGUACUUGCUUGCUUGCUUUGAGGUCUGUGUCGUUUAUCCAUCACUUUACGAUCCAAAUCAAGCCUUCCUCUCAGAAGGCUUCCAGAAACCUUGUCGACCAGAGAGUGACUCCAGAAGUUCUGUUUUCACUAACCAAUAGGCGUGUAACGGUACGCCAUCGUCACGGUUCAAUACACACCUCACUUCUAAGGUCCUGUUUCAUUUUGUGUACAGUAAGGGAACAAAGUACAAGACUUACAAAAUGCUUGCAGCUCAUUUUCCAAUUGAUGAGAUCUUGUCAUAGUAGUAACAGCUUCAUCCUUUGCAAUUGCGACUUCAAUUUUUUUGGUAAAAUGUAAAUGUUUUCCACAAAAUAUUAUGACUUUAUGUUUCUAAAAUUAUGUUUUUUUGGUAAAAAAUUGAGCUUUUUUUCUUGUAAAAUUAUUACAUUUCCCAUGGUAUAAUGUAAAUGAUUUUUUUCUGUACUAUUCCGAUUUUUAAUCUUGUAAAAUUCCAAGUUAAAAAUAUGCAAUAGUUAAGAAUUAAGACUAGGCUAGGACUUCACAAUAUAUGUGUUAAGAUACAGUAUUGCAAUACAACAAUAUAUUGCAAUACCCCACAUAGGUAACUGAUCAAUUUAAAAUGUAGUUUAAAAUAGGUGUUGUAUAAAUGUACAAUAGAUGACAGAAUAGUAUUGAGACAAAAACAAUUUAAAUCAAAUGACCCAUUAAUUUCAAUUGUACAAAAAGUAUGUCAAGAUUCUUGCCAUUUUGAUGUCAAAAACAUCCUCUACAUCUUAACUGUCCACUUCUUGUGCUGCCUUUCUCGCCACUAAGCCCCACAGCUAAGUAACAGUACAGCAACACGGUCAUCUUUGAGUUAAAAUCAUCCCAAAACCCGACUUUAAAAACAUUUUCUUUACAUCAUUAGAAAAACUAUCGCGAUAUAUUGCCAUAUCAAUAUUUGUCGCACUCUAUUUAGAAUUUAUCCUUGAAUUUAAGCGCAAGGAUGCAAGUGUUCCCUGGUAGGAGGCUUUAAUGACAGAAGAGGGUUUUCAAGCUCUGCAUUCUCCUUGGCAGUACCAUCAGCCCUGACUCCUGCUGGCCAAAGGCUGCACUGCAUGAUAUUUGUUGACUGAAAAGACGUGGGACACCAUAGACACUUCCUGUCCCUCACUCGUAGGUUCUGUACCGUCACACUGCUGGUGACGGCUGGAAAAAUAUCUUUUUAAGGCACUCAAACUUUGCUGCAAGUCUGUGCGCCACAUCCCAGCCCCUUUCCAUGUACACCUUUUUGUCAGGCUGGAAGUCCAAAAAUGUGAAUUUCACACUAAGGAGGAGCUAAAUGAUAAGGACAUGAAAAUAUUAUUUAAUGUCCUGGCGGCUUUUUAUGUCUCCUUGCAAAUGUAAAACACGAUGACGUUGAAUCAAGAAGUCAAAGUGAAAAUGAAGUAUGUUAAAAUGUGAAGUUUGAUGCAAUGCAGCCUGUGAAUUAGUGAACAUGUUUUCAUGAUGUUAGUCUUAUGUUGUAGGUGGUGAACCAGACAUGAACUUUACUCCUUUCUAGGAUGUGAUGGCACCUCAUUAGUCUUAAUUGUUGUUUUGGUUCUGAUUUGAAAGGUUGCUAGAUUGGCAUGUAGCGGUUGAAGCCACACUUGAUCUUUACUGUCCUGACACUGGAAACACUGUUAUGCAAACAUGAAGAAGUGCAACUAGACAAAUGUGAUUUUAGUGACGUGUUCAAAAAAUGCAAUAUGCCUUAACCAGAUGCUACUGUCAUUGUUGUUGUAAGAAAAGCAACACAAUGGAUGUUUUAAUACGUAAUAAAGACAUUAU
Molecule: messenger RNA, 3863 nt
Organism: Entelurus aequoreus (snake pipefish)
Lineage: Eukaryota; Metazoa; Chordata; Actinopteri; Syngnathiformes; Syngnathidae
Gene: abhd17c
Product: abhydrolase domain containing 17C, depalmitoylase
Exons: 3
Coding region: 352-1236 (294 amino acids)
Biological process (GO): protein depalmitoylation
Cellular component (GO): endosome membrane; plasma membrane
Molecular function (GO): palmitoyl-(protein) hydrolase activity
Source: RefSeq, a predicted model, not a curated record